Molecule: messenger RNA, 1344 nt
Organism: Oikopleura dioica
Lineage: Eukaryota; Metazoa; Chordata; Appendicularia; Copelata; Oikopleuridae
Source: the annotation of a GenBank genome assembly
AUGGGUUGGGUGAUCGCCGUCUAUGCCAUGUCGACAUUUUGCUGCUGUUGCUGCUCAAAUCGGACAUUUUGUGGAGCGGCGCGAUGGUUUCUGUGCUUUGUGCGAGAUCACCUCUUCAAUUUCAAAGUCUGGUUCUGCUUUAUUUGCUGUGGAGAUGGGAAUCCUGAUAAUCGACCUUUUUACCGCGGAAUCGUUCAACUGAAUGGCCAAGUGGUCGAGUAUGAUCAUCGUCGACAGCAAGCACCGUUUGUGAACGAAGAUGGAGUCGUCGAAACUGAGAGCACUCCUCUCAUAAUUCAACAGCAACCCGUGAGCCAACCAGCACCAGCACAGCAGCAGCAGCAGCAGCAGCAGCCAGAAUUGAUCACUUCUGUUUCGGCAACUGUUCACCAACCGCCAAGUCAGAUUUUUGUUGCUCCUAUCUCCGAGCAGUCGCAGCAGCAGCAGCAAUUGCCUCGUCCGUUUUCUCCAACAAAUCAGGCGAACAAUGUUAUUGAUGAGCCAACAACAGCAAAAUUAAAACGAAAGAAAAGUCGGCGAGUAAGUUUUAAACGAUUGUCGCCAAUCAGCCCGAUCGCAAAAAUCGUUCGACGAAAGACAAAAAAGAGGGUGAUUAUUGAGAGCCCUGUAUUCACAACGCCUCCGGAACACAUGUCUCCACCACUUACAAACGAGCAACAAGUGGAGACAAUCGAAGACGCAGCAAACGAAGUCAGAGUUUUCAACUCUGAGACAGUGGACCAACUUCGCCUUGAUCGAGACAAAGUAAUCUCAGGUCUUAAAAGUGUAGUUCACGGGGGAGUUCAGAUUGCAUCCGUCGUCAUUUCGUAUUCGACACCUGUUCUCAGCUAUGGCGCUCGUGGUGUCGCUAAUACGCUCAAUCGUGCUAUUUGGGGUGGCGGUGGCGGUGGUCAAGUCACCUUUCUUCAAGACGAUCUCGAUCUUGUGAGCGAUUACGAAGGAGAAACGUACAUGGAAAGCGGUCAAAAUCUUCACCACCCCAAGUUCUUUCAAGAUUCGGACUUGGACGAGAUGAUGGACGAAAACUCUCCCCCAUCACCGACGACGACGAUUCAAGACGAAGAGAUGAUGAACCUUCAUUACUACAAAGUCCGAUCGCCGCCGCACAAAAGGCGAAUCCAAUGGAUUAUGAACCUGUUUCUCCUGCUGGCAAUGACGGCAACAAUGGCAAUGACAAUGAGAAUCUAUCUGGACAUUUAUCGCCGGGAGGAACAACGAGCGCAGAAGGCAGAGGAAACGGUCACAGAUUUUCCGGAAUCGAGCAGCGAUUGGAGCCUGUUUUGGGACGACGAAGUUCCCCCUCCGCGCCGACGACGACGAUAA